UGACGCCUUUAGAUUGUGGGAUUGUAUUCUGUCCAGGAAAUUCUGGUGGUGGUUAGCUAGCUGGUCAACCUGUGUGACAGACAUGUGGAAGACUUGUUAAUGUCCAUGAGUGGCUAUUUAGCUAGUUCAUUCAGCAAAAAAAUUGUCGUUAAUUCGUUUAACGCCACCUCGGGCUUCUGUUUGAGGCGGUUGAAUUUCAUCUCUGCGUGUAGCUGAAUCAGAAAUCACCGGAACAGCGGAACAAGGCAAGGAGAGAUGUCACACUAUUCAUCCUCCCGGAGUUCGUCUCGGGCAACCGACUGUAAAGUGUACGUGGGUGACUUGGGCAAUGGUGCUGCCAAGGGGGAGCUGGAGCGAGCAUUCAGUUAUUAUGGCCCACUGAGAACUGUCUGGGUGGCCAGAAAUCCACCUGGGUUUGCCUUUGUGGAGUUUGAGGAUGCCAGAGAUGCAGAAGAUGCUGUGAAAGGCAUGGAUGGAAAGGUCCUUUGUGGUUCCCGUGUUCGUGUGGAGCUGUCAACGGGCCUCUCCAGGAAGGGCCGUGGGCGCCCCAGCCGACGCCAGUUUGACCCCAAUGAUCGGUGUUACCAGUGUGGGGACCGGGGCCACUAUGCCUAUGACUGCUACCGCUUUAGCAAGCGAGGAGGCCGUCGCAGCAGGUCUCGAUCUCACUCCAGGUCUAGGUCCAGGUCCCGCGGGCGCCGUUAUCGCUCUCGCUCCCACAGCCGUAGCCGAAGCCACAGCCGGAGCCGUCGUCGAUCUCCAUCCUAUUCCAGACGCAGGAGCAGGUCUGGCUCUCCAGCCCGUUCCAAGUCCAGGACUCCAGUGAGAAGUCGUUCCAGAUCUCGGUCCGGCUCUGCGCCCAGACGGCGCUCUCCCUCCCGAUCUCGCUCGCGAUCUCCAGCAGCCAAUCACAAGAGGAACAGCGUGUGGUGGGAGCUGAGCACCGCACUGACACCACAGCUGAUCCCAGGCCCAGGGUCUGCCAGCUGGCGGUGUGUACGUCCUGCGGGAGGGUGACUAAGCGCUGACCUGAGAUCAGCCUUCGUCUGCAUCUGGUGUUAGACAGCGAGAAAGAGGUCGACCUACCGACCGAACCCUCCCCACAGUGAAUGGGUGACCGUCUGUUCAACCGACGCACACGCUAAGACGAGAUCAGCCCGUGCACACAUACAGUUGUUCUACUAGAGUUCUACUAGAGUCACCCAGCCAGCCAGCCUUCAGAUGUACCAGAGGGCUGACCCACACAGAUCAGAGUUCGACCGCUACCUUUUUAAGUCCAUUACCUACCUACCAGACCCCCCUACCUACCAGAGUUCUUCGGCCUCUGUCUUAGCUUCUGAAAGAGAGCUGACGAGAGAUCAGUCUUCAAGAGCCUCCCAGCGCAGUGUCUCUCCGAGUUGUAGUCAUCCGUCCUACAGUCCUUUCAUCCUUCGCUUCUCUGUACUUGUUGUUUCUGCCACUGUCUCCAAAGGUAACCAAAAAUCAAACCCCCUGACAAGCUCAUGUUCAUGGUGAAAGAAAAUGCACAGGUCUGAUGUAGUCUGGAAAACUGGUGAUUAUAGAGCUAAAGUUGAGGCUUUAACAAGCAUGCUCAGAGUACAAAUGUGUGUUUGCAUGCGAGUGCGCGUGGAUGAUUGAGUGAGUGCAAGAGAGGAAGGCAAAGUGAAUUUUAAUGGGUUGAUCUCUGAGGAGGGUUUGUCAGAUAUGUUUUUCUUCUUGUGCCGUAGAUGUUGCAACAUCGUUACUGUUUUAAGCAGCUUUAUCAUUUUAGUAUUUAUUUUAGUACAGCACAAUAAUAUUGGUGGCUUUCAGAUGUGCAGUUCCUUCUCUGUUCAUGGUAUAGAACAGUUUCUAUUAGGGCUGAACGAUAUGGGGAAAUAAUGUAAUUGCUUUUUUACACACAAAUUGUGAUUCGGUACGUGAUUAAAAAGUUAUCUUCUGUAUGACAGUAUACAGUCAACAUAAACUGUGCUUUCAUGUAGGCCAGCCCUACAUGUUGUGAGGGAAACGAGAUAAAUUGAUGCAAUCACGGUAGAAUAUUAUGACCUGUAACUUUAAACCUUGUAAUAUAACCAUCAUGACUAAACUUAAAAUCUGAAGAUAGAAUAACUUGCCAGGUGUGAACAUUAAUAUAUGAAAAAUAAAUAUGAAUCUUACUGAUCUCCCUCAGUUACAGUGUUCAAAAUUCAAGUGGCUCCACCACUCGCCUCGUAAACCUGUUGCUAAGCGUUCCUGCUUCAGCUUCCAGAUUGUGGUCGGGAAGCACACGGGCGCUCCUCAGAGCAGAAACUAUAAAUCUGUUGUCACAAGUGAGGAGACUAUGUCAAGGAACCGUCAGGAUUUUAAAUGGGUGUUUUUUGCCCUGGGGGGGGGAGGGGUUCAAUUGUGUAUUUAGCUUUUGACAUGACAAGUAUUUCUUUGAAAUACAAAUAUUAAGUUGCCUUAGACAUAUUAAACACUAAAAGAAAAAAUCAUCUGGUCUGAAAAGGUCAAAGAGGUAUUGAGAUAGUUAACAAGUGCCUAUCCAGUCAUGGACUUUCUCUAAAGAUGUACCCCGUGUUAAGAUGUUGAGUAAUGUGGGAUUUUUGUGUCUGAUCAUUCUUCCAUCCUCCCCUGUGGCGAGCUAACUCCUCUUCGUUUCUGUUUCAGUCGUUCCCGUACAGCAAGUCCACACCGAAGCCCUACGCCCGCAGACGACUGAGUGAAGAAGACUUAUUAGUUCCUUAACAGACAGACCCUCUGCUCUGCACCCCGUCUGCUUUCACAGCCCUACAGAAGCUGUUUUUUUUUGUACUUGUCUGUUUAGUCCCAGUCUUUUUUAAGAUUAUUUUUCUCCCCAGGACUGUAGUCUUCGUGCAGCCUCAGAUUAUUGAAGAUUUAGUCAGUUUAGCAGACAAAAGUCAGUUUCCAUUUGAUAGAAAGUGUACUGCUGCUGCAUAGGUCCCCUUUCUUCUCUGAAGUCGCGUGCUGUAGCAAGUGUAAGAAGCAACACCUGUGUUAAGGUGGUACUGAAUGGUGCCGUUGGCUUUUAGCAGUGAUAUGAGUAGCUCGUACAGUACACUUUCUGUGGAAGAUGGCCCAGUUGAUGCAGCGUUUGAGAGUGAAGACAUUGCAUUGAAAACUUUAUUCCCUAAAAUUUCUAAACCAUCAAAAUAUUUUCCCCGUUGAGAAUCGGCAAACAAUUAUUUUUUUGUAUUGCUCUCCAAAUUUGAUUUUUUUUUUUUUAGGUUAAAAUGCUGUUUAAUGUUUCCACUCAUGAUGGCAAAGGAGGUAGUUGCUGGCCUGCAUGCCUUUUGAAUAUGUAGUCACAUUCCUGUUUGUUGUUUCUGUGCUGCACUGCCCCCUUUUAUGAACCUGAUCAGCUUUACUGUGUGCUGAACGGAUUUUCCCCAUGUGUUGAAUCUCCAAUUUUGUUUGUGACUUUUAAUUUUAAAAUAUAUACAGUGCUGAAGUUUGAUUUCUGUAAGGGCUGCUUUAACAGUUUUGUUCUGUUCCUGGCUUAUACUGUGAGACAGUGGCAGUUUCAGUUUUGAAUAAACCUCUUCAAC
This is a messenger RNA of Sander lucioperca (pikeperch), 3548 nucleotides long. RefSeq names its product serine and arginine rich splicing factor 7a (gene srsf7a). The record is from RefSeq and is a predicted model, not a curated record. The coding region runs from base 256 to 1017 and encodes 253 amino acids. Lineage: Eukaryota; Metazoa; Chordata; Actinopteri; Perciformes; Percidae. The transcript is spliced from 8 exons. Gene Ontology annotation, molecular function: RNA binding; zinc ion binding.